Molecule: messenger RNA, 1998 nt
Organism: Penicillium arizonense
Lineage: Eukaryota; Fungi; Ascomycota; Eurotiomycetes; Eurotiales; Aspergillaceae
Exons: 2
Coding region: 1-1998 (665 amino acids)
Source: RefSeq, a predicted model, not a curated record
AUGAGUGCUAAAACGAACCAAUUUCAACUAUUCCCGCCUCCUGCGGCUGAGGUCAAGAGGUCUAAUAAUCCGUUUCGAAAGCCCGGGAAGAAACCAGCUGUAAAGGCUGAGCCAGGCUCUCCAAUCCCUCUUGAAGAGAUCAAAGACCCUGCGAAAACUGAGUCUCUACUGCUUCAGAUAAUCGAAGAUACUCAAACGAUUCCACCUCCACCACCUGGAAAUCCCGAAAGAUCCAGAUCGCCGCCUUCAUUGACGAAGACCGCCCAUGAUUCAAUGUCCCCUCAGUCCAUGCACAGUCAGAACCGUCAAGCUAAGAAAUCGAAUCAUCAAACGGUGGUCUCACACAAUAGCCAUAGCAGUAGCAGUAGUAGCUAUACUGCGGCAUCCACUGUUUCUCCACAAUCGUCGAAGUCUUCAGCUUCACCUAUUCCUAUGAGAUCAAUGUUCCCUCAAUUUGAUCCGAAUUUGCCUGUCAAACAGCAGUCGUAUCAAAAGCAGACGCCGAAUAACUCACAGCUCACCAAGUCCACUCGCAAACCUCCUAAGCUUACGCUCACCACAAGUAACCAUAUUGACCAUGUUCUUGCGCCAAAAACUGUGCCGGCCAGUGUCCUUGAUUUUCCGACUGGUUCUUGGGAGCCAGAAGAAGUGAAAUACUCCUCCAAUGAGGAACUGAUGAUGCUGUGGGAAACUGCCAAUGGGCAAAGGCCUGAGAAUCUUGUCGGCACGUUGAAUCUGCGGAUGACAAAGACAGGGCCUGCUACGUUCACACUCGGCAAUUCCCAAAAGCCAUUCUAUACACUGCAGACAUAUUCCACCGACGAACUUUCCCUCGGUAGAAGUGACCCAUCAAGACCAAAUAACGACGUCCCUAUCAUGAUGAUGAGCCUGGAAGAUCGCAUUCGCCGCGAACAUCCCAACGACGGCCUCGUCACGCUGCUCUUCUCAAGACUAGCUGCCAUGCUAGCUAUUGACCAAGCAGAAGAGAUCAGCAAACAACAUCAUCUGGCCCCUGCUGAGGCAUCCGAAAUUGAAACCGAUGCUUUAAAACGAGCCGCAGCGCAAGAGUCCUGCCGACUCUCCUGGAACCGCCAUCAACGUCACUACGAAUUGAGACACCCUUCCCUAUCAAGACGUCAACAACCCGCUCUGGUCGGCGCAGCUGGUAUCCCACUAUCCCCAGUGCGCUCCCAGUCCUCGGGAAUGGUCCACAUAACAGUCUCGGCACCAUCGAGCGAUAGCUCACUUCACCAACCACCAACAAUCAUAGUGACGGGACCAGUAUCAUCUACAGCAAUGGAAGCCGCACAGCAAGCUGCAAACCCUAGAACAUCCACGCUCCCAGUAACAGAUCUCGACGAACCUCUCGCCUCAUUGGACUUCGGCACCAAAACACUUUCUAUUUGCCCGGCAGCCGUGCUAGCAACUAUCCCAUCCCUCUACGCAAUCGACUCCCUCGUCGCAGCCAUGUUCGCAGUCGCCGUCUCAGACGAAGCCACGAACCCCAUCCUGGCAGAUAUGGUCCUCGGCUCGCCUCAACCCCCGCGACCGACUACAUCCCACACUGCCACGGCCCAGUCCCAGCCUGUUUUCCAGGGUAAACUGGUUACGACAAUUGCAGAGCGUGAAGACGCAGCUGAGAGUAUGUUCCUCGCAUCGCAGAUCAAAUCUGCACAGAAGAAAUCCAAAGAUUCCUCGGACAGGAAAGGGUCCUUCGCUUUUUGGAAUAAAUCUUCUAAGCCGAAACCGCAGGACGGUAGUCGUGGCAAGAAGCAGCAGAAUCAACAGAUUGUUGUUGAGGAGUUUGAUCUUGAGAAGUAUGGUCGGUACGGAGGUGGGACGCGCGAGGGCAAGAAAUUGCCUGGGAUUACGCGUAGUAUACUGCGGAUCUUGUUCUUUGGUCUUGAUCUUAUUGUUAAGGGGUUGACGCUUAUUGUUAAGAUACUGGCCUGGUUGUUGGUUAAUGCGACGCGGUGCGUUACUAGUGAGAAGUUUUGA